GACUGCUGAAGUCUCCGGUUAACAUGCUCCUGUAAAGAUUUGCAACAGUAUUAUUCAGACAGCGUGAGGUCAUCAGCACUUGAACUUUUCAGUUCUGGAGAAGCUGAAGUUGCUAGGAUAGGCUUCAGCACUCCCCGCGACCCUCGUGAGGAUAAGUGGCAAAGAAAAUGGAUGGAUGGAUGGAUGGAUUCAUGUGCAAGGGAGAGAAAGCAACGGCCAGAUUCGGGGGUGCCUGAAAAUUUAUCCUGUGCAUAGUGGAAGAGCAGGUAGCACACAACCCGCACAGUCAGGAUUGUCCCAGUGUGACGGUCUGAGCGCUCACGGUGCUGCAAAGUCUCUUUGUUCAGCGGUACAGUUCAGAGUCUGCGAGGUGGGAGGUGUAAUGGCAGUGAAUCGUCUAAGCUUGCUGCGUCCGCUCCUGUGUCAGUCCCUGGUGAGACCACUCAAAUGUACCCCCACGGUCCCCGCAAGGCUCGGGGCCACAACGUUGCUCCCCUGCAGCCCGGGCCACCGCAUUGCGUGCGCCCGACUUUAUGCCACCAAGAAGGCCAAAGCCAAGACAAAGGGACAGGCGGCAAAGGUGAAUAUAAGCGCCGCUCUGGUCGAAGACAUUAUAAGUCUGAAGGAAGUGAAGGAAGACAUGAUGGCUGUUGUCAAUGUGCUAAAAGAUGACUUCACACGCAACCUAAGCAUCAGAACUUCACCAGGAGCUCUGGACCACAUUCAGGUGUCAACACAAGACGGGAAGUUCCCUCUCAACCAGCUGGGCCAAGUCUCCAUGAAAUCCCCUCAGCUGAUUAUGGUCAAUAUGAGCAGCUACCCCGAGGCUACGGCGGCAGCUGUCCGUGCCCUGAGAGAGAGUAGCAUGAACCUCAACCCUGAUGUGGACGGGACAAUCAUCAAGGUGCCUGUUCCUAAGGUGACACGUGAGCACAGAGAAAACCUCGCCAAGACGGCCAAGCUGUUCAGCAACAAGGCCAAAGACUCACUGAGGAGGGUGCGCUCAAAUGCCGUUGCGCAAGUGAAAAAGGCAAAGGAGGGACACUCCGAGGACACCAUCCGACUCGUAGAGAAACAGAUUCAGCAGAUGGCCGACAACAUCGCGGCAGACAUUGAGAAGCAGCUGGCUGCCAAGACCAAAGAGCUGCUCAGCUGAAUGUGAGGAGGCACACAUGCGGCUAUUCAUACUUCAUCAUUCUGUCACAGCCACACCCACAGGCGGACAUCUUAAAUACGCAUGGUGUUGAUAUUCUACAGUAACAGCGACACGGUGGGAAAAGGUUUUGGACUUUUAUGUCGGUUUCACGUGUACGUGGGUGUUCGCACAAACUGGGGAAAAAAAGAGAAAAACUGGGUUGUUUUUCUGGACCUCUUUUUACAUGAUAAUCGGAUGGAUGUCUGUUGUGCAGGAUUCUGAAAAUUAAAACAUGGGAAAUUUUGUCUCAAAGAUACAAUGGUGGUUUUUGUGUGCACACUGAAAACGUUAAUUAAAUCCGAUUCAUCAAUAUAUUCUUACUCUGCGAAUAUGUUUAGAACGUCAACAGACCAUGCGCACAAGUUAUGAAAGCUUUUGAAAAAAUAAACAUCUUUUACUCAAUGUGCACAAUGUAUUGAAACUCAAUUAGUUAUUAAAAAAACUGUAAUGGUAAUAAGCUAUAUUCUGUUUUCCUUACCACUACACACCAACACUGAUGACAUAUAGUACAUUUCCGAGGUCAAAAGUAUUUUUGUUGCGGGCCAUAUCGUACUGACUC
Syngnathoides biaculeatus (alligator pipefish) is the source of this 1754-nucleotide messenger RNA. It is a transcript of the gene mrrf, whose product is annotated as mitochondrial ribosome recycling factor. The record is from RefSeq and is a predicted model, not a curated record. Bases 176 to 1156 code for a protein of 326 amino acids. Lineage: Eukaryota; Metazoa; Chordata; Actinopteri; Syngnathiformes; Syngnathidae. Gene Ontology annotation, molecular function: ribosomal large subunit binding. Gene Ontology annotation, cellular component: mitochondrion. Gene Ontology annotation, biological process: translation. The transcript is spliced from 11 exons.